Molecule: messenger RNA, 3988 nt
Organism: Amyelois transitella
Lineage: Eukaryota; Metazoa; Arthropoda; Insecta; Lepidoptera; Pyralidae
Exons: 10
Coding region: 138-1745 (535 amino acids)
Biological process (GO): regulation of mRNA stability involved in response to oxidative stress
Cellular component (GO): cytoplasm; post-mRNA release spliceosomal complex; nucleus
Molecular function (GO): mRNA binding
Source: RefSeq, a predicted model, not a curated record
UUUAAGAUAUUGGACGCGGAGUCGCGUAUGUAUACUAGCAAAUAUUUAGAAAAGUGGAAAAAUAAUAAUUUAGUUAGCAUAUUAUGUUAAUGAGCAAAAGGUGAUAAAUACAAAAAAUUAAGAAGCUCAAAAAUAAGAUGGCUGGACAUGGUGGAUCUCCCCAGGAUCAUGAUGAUGUUGAUGAUGAUUUACUUAAUGAGGACUGUUUCUUAUGUGUUGUUAAUUUGCCAGCCCACUGGGAAAUAUCAGAUUACCAAGCAUUUAUCAAAAAAACUGUUCCAGAGAUCGACACAAAAACACAACUACUAUUCGUGCACAAGAUGAAUAUUGCUAAAAAUCCAUUAAAAAGUGAGAUUAUUUUCCAAUUUCUGACUGAAAGUGCUUGUCUGAUCACGAUGAGGAAGUUACAAGGAAUGCAGGUCGAAGGGAAAAGACUUUUGGUCAUUCCCAAAGCAGUGAAACUGUUAUCAGCCAAAGCAAGAAGCAAAGCCAGGACAAGAAUUAUAGGUGACAAUAGGGACAAAACGAAAAAGCUCAAAGCAGGCGAUUGGUCUGAACAUGAAAAGUAUGGGUUGAGUGAACAAUUUCUGAACGCCCUUGGUAUCACCCCGCCGCUAGGAAACAAGAUACAUAUUUCAAAUCUGUCAUCAGAAGUGACUGAAACCAAACUAAGAGAAAUAUUCAGCUAUGCCGGCCACGUGGUGGCUGCCUCUUUAUCGAAGAGUGAUGGCAUGAAGGUGCAUGGAAAGAUUUUGUAUGACCAUCCCGUUGAAGCUGUUCAGGCGGUAUCAAUGUUUAACCAAAGAGAAUUAUACUCUAGGACUAUGAUCGUAAAAAUUGACAAGUGGCAAGACACUACAAUUUUACCCGACAAAUUAAAUUCCAUAGGCCCGGGGCUCGGGGCUAACGGGAUGCCCCUCACUAGCGUCCGCCACAAACUCGAAAUAGAACCAUUAAAACAACUGCUGCUUCAGGAAAUAAUAAAGUUGUCAGAAUUAACGCAAAAGAAUAUAGCGACCGAAACGAGUAUACAACCAAACCCUCCCGCUAUGUCUGCGUUGACUGUCAACACAACUCCGUCGCAUAAUCACGCCGGAAAUUUGUUUCAAAUACUCCAGCAUCAAUUAGGUGGCACUAUGGUUAAUGCAUUACAACAGCCGUGGAAUCAAGUCGCUCAACCUGCGCAAAGCAGAUUUGACAUACCACCGAGCGGUCUUGGACAAAACGCGUACGCGAAUGUGCAGAAUAUGUAUGGGAGUAUGGGCCAAAUGGCCAGUUUUCAGCAAAAUGCGUUAAUGACGACUAAAGUUAGCCGGUUUGAUGUGCCGCCUUCCGUUCAGAGUUGCACUCCAGUAUCGAAUACGGGCAGUUGGACGGCUAGUCAAUGGAGUCACGUAGAGCCACAGUACACGCCUAGUCGGUCGCCUGAUAAUAGCAGCUAUGGAAAUAAGAAAUUUAAGCCAGACGACUUCGACGUUGAAAGACUGAGCGACUUAGAAAAAUCGGAUAGACAAAACGCAAUGACGUCAUCUGACAUGCUGGUGUUCACAAAUUUGCCAUCGAGCGUGACAUCGAAAGCGCUCGUAAACAAGAUGUCGGAGGUCGGCGAGUUGAAAUUCGCGGAGAUCACGAGCCAGGGCCGCGCCAUAGUGCGCUUUCAAGACGUCAAAGACGCACAGAGGUGUGCCAAGUUAUACGACCGCUCGAGGGUGGACGGACAGGUCAUUAAUGUGAACUUCUUCUGAAUGUGGUAAGUGACUCGGUAAGUACAAAAUCUUCAAUGGGUUCAAAUGCACAGCGAAAGCGUGCUGGGCCCAUAACCAUUAAAAAGAAACGUGUAUGUUCCCAACAGACUGACUUUAUUCUUUUUUUAAAGGGAGGCUGUUCCAAUUUUAACACUGCGUUUUGAUACACACUUUAAAAGAAUGAUAGUCAUGUUGAAAUAAUGGUUCAUUUUACGAAUAAAACAUGAUUAAAUGUGCCAGUUUGUCUGGAUUUUCUUCUUAGUGUGUUUACAAACUGUCGUUCCAGAAUAUCCAUAGUGAAGUAUUUUUUAACUAAAUGUUAUUCUUGUUUUCUUUAACUUCUUCCUUUAAAGGAAAAUACUUAAAGAACUGCAUAUAGAAAUUUUAUGCAGCCUUUUUUUUCGUCAUAGUUUAUCCUGGCUACAAAAGUUUUGAUAUUAUUAACAUAUUCUUUGCUUUAAUAAUGCCUAUAUGACGACUAUUUCGUCUGUAUAUGUCGAAAACUUAUGAUAAGUAGUUUGAUUCAUUGGUCACUAUGGCGUAUGGGUUGUAGUGGUCAAAUAUUAAAACCCACCAACAGCUUCUAGCUAAGUUCUUGAGAAUAGCAAUCCUGGCUUAAUGUAUAUGCUCUUGCGCCUGGUGAUUAUUGUCCGGAAUUCUCUCAAAACCUUACUUGUUCUCUGCAUCCUUAGCAUUCAUUGCUUCGGAGCCGGGAAAUAUGUACUUGAUGUCUCCUUGAGUUAAAUAUUCAUUUAAGACUGUUGACUCUUAAUGCAAUUUUUGAUGUUUAUAGCGUUUUACUCUCUCUCUUUCUAACACACACACGCGCACACAUACAUGUGCUUGUUCCUGGUUGCACCCUCCACAGUGUUCCGGGGCCCGGGGUCCGCCUUCCGACUCUCCACACUUCGGCUUCCUCGGAUUUCAGUCCAUUUGCUCGCAUAUCAUCUUUUACGACGUCCAGCCUUGAUCUCUUCGACCUGAACCUUCUACCUGGGCCCGGCGGUAGCGGUAUGGUCAGACAUCAGUUCCCUAACUAGUCUGCCGUUUUCCGCAAAACAUAGCCGUACCAGCGUAGGCUAUUCUGCAUUUUGGCUUCUAUGUCUGACAUUAAAAGCUGUUGCGGAUAUGAGAGUUCCUCACGGGGUCCUUCCGUGAUACUCCACACGUCCAGCGCAGCGUGUUCAUUUCCGUGACACGCACGUUUUGCUUUUGCCGCUCCAGCAAAGGCCACGUCUCGCUGCCAUACAACUGGACGGGCUUAAUGAUGGAUUUAUAGAACUAUGUGAUUUUUAAUUUGUAUCUAUAAUAUAUUAAUUUUAAUUAUUUGUAGGUAUUCACAUAUUAAAUAUAUUUGGGAAAUAACGAUGUUAUUUUUUUUUUCUUCGACGUUUAUAUUUAGCUAUUGUUGAAUAUUUCCUUUUUUUGGUUUCAGUCACUUCUAAUGACUGCUGGAUUGUUUACAGGAAUGGUCGAUUUGUCAGGGAAUAGAACUAGUCUACAUGAUAGUCAUUAUCCUCUUUCAAACAUAUUAAUUCAAAGACUUCGUAUUUCUGCAACUUUAUGGUCUGUAUUUCGCUCCUUCGUUGAUCUCAUUAAAAGGUAUGUUUUAAAAAGCGUCAGCCUGAGGAUCUUCAAAACAUGAGGCCUUCAGGUUCUUGAACAUUUCAGCAACUUUAAGCUCCAUGCAUUUUUAAUGGUGCUCCGUAAAGGCAAUUAUUAUCAAACAUUGUCAAGUUACAUCCAUUUUUAGAUUUUAUAUUUUACAUUUCAGAUUUUUCUUCGUUUUUCUUGUACCCAAUAACUUUUAUUGUUUAAAAUAUGCAUUAGCAAAAAGCUAUUAAAUUGUUCUCUGAACUUAUAAUAUAGAUAUGUAGAUAGAUACAUAAAUAUAUGUCUAUUUAUUUUUAUAUGGCAUACAUGUACUUAUCUUCUGCGUAAAUACGCGUACAUAUAAAUUAUGUGUGCGUGCUAACGAUGUCAUUAAAAUAUGUAUUAUUAUGGUAUUAACAUAUUAAUACGAGAGACAAUACGUGAUUCCGGAUUCUGCAUAUUGUUAGAACCGGCAAUUCAUUCAGAUAUUUUUUCUUAAUUAGUUCAAGAAAAAAAAUCUAAACUCUCAAAGGUAAAGGAAUUUAAUGGGCUAUCUAUCGCCUGCUUCUCUCUCUUGUAUCUUUUAUUGAGAGUGUGAAUCUUUUACAUAUUUUUAUUGUGACUCAUGAUUAUUGAUAGUGAAUAAAAAG